Molecule: messenger RNA, 860 nt
Organism: Lotus japonicus
Lineage: Eukaryota; Viridiplantae; Streptophyta; Magnoliopsida; Fabales; Fabaceae
Product: putative HVA22-like protein g
Exons: 6
Coding region: 217-690 (157 amino acids)
Source: RefSeq, a predicted model, not a curated record
CGAAGCGAAGCCUAUAUAAUCACGCCGAUAUACCAAGAGUUAUCCAAGAAGGAACCCAUUUCCACUGCACUGUGCUCUUCAUUUGGAUUCUUAUUACAUAACUGACCAUGUCCCUUUGCAAUUGAUCACACACAAAUAUUUGCAAUUAAGGGUUUGGUAUCUCUUGUGAAACUCUACCUACACUUUGUUCAAUUUGGUACAUGUUGCAAGGUUUGAAUGAUGGGUUCCUUUGUUUCGAAAACCCUCUUGUUGACGUUUGGUUAUGCUUUGCCUGCUUAUGAAUGCUUCAAAACUGUAAACAAGAGUAAGCCAGAAGAGACUAAGCAACUAAUAUUCUGGUGCCAAUACUGGAUUGUUGUUGCUUUUCUUACGGUUGUGGAAGGAUUUGGGGAUACUUGUAUUUCAUGGCUACCAUUGUAUAGUGAAGCAAAAUUGGCAUUCUUUGUGUUUCUCUGGUACACUAAAACAGAGGAUAGUGUUCAUCUUUACAAUUCCUUCCUUCAGCCUUACAUUGUGAAACAUGAGAAAGAAAUCGAUCACAGUUUGUCAAUGCUGAAAUUCAAGGCUAUGGAGUUUGUUGGUUUUGCUUGGAAUAAAGCUGUCAUUUAUGGCCAAAAAGGAUUCACUGGUGUUCUAAACAAUGUAACUUCUCAGGUGCAUUUGGACAAGCAAGGUAGUACUAGUCCCUGAGAUGUACGUUACACUUAUGAAGCAGGUUUUGUAGUCUGAGCUUUUAGGACAGACUUGGCACAGUGUAUAUUUUAUUACUUAAGUUUUCAGAUAGACAAGGUCUUCAUUUUUUAAUUAUUUAGUUUCUUUUGUAGCAAGUUUUCAUUUGUAUCUCUAAAUUUAUUUCUUGA